Molecule: messenger RNA, 1831 nt
Organism: Pararge aegeria (speckled wood butterfly)
Lineage: Eukaryota; Metazoa; Arthropoda; Insecta; Lepidoptera; Nymphalidae
Exons: 5
Coding region: 486-1715 (409 amino acids)
Source: RefSeq, a predicted model, not a curated record
AUCAUUACGUAGGUAGUAUCUUAACAAUCUGUGCAAACUGUACAAAAAAUCAAUAUUUUGCAAAGUUGAAAUAGGUACGAAAAUUCAAAGACGUAUUUUCCAAAAAUAUGGUUCAGUUUCACAAUUUUGGUAUUUAAGUGUUUACAUCGUAAUCAAUUGAGUGUAAAAUCCUUGUAAUACCUACAAAACGUUUACUGCAUUGCAUGUGUAUAAUAUUGUUUUUUUUAUAUUCCGAUUUCCGUGUGUUUACUCCUAUUGAUGAUACCUUAAAUUCUCUGGACUUUCCUCCUUCUCCGUUCUUGGAGGAGUACUGAUAAGUGUUCUGAGUUCUGGAGCCACUCGAUAUCUGGGUUUUUGUUAAUGGAUUUGAAGUUCUACCUGUGAGUUCUACCCGGUUUAUCACGUUUAUUGAAGCGAUUUGGAGGUACAAAAUGUAUUAAGUAUCUGUUACUACACAUUGAAGUGUGAAUAAACAAGAAAAAACAAUGAAAUACAUUACAAAACUACUCCAUGCUAUCAACAACUGCUUAAUACCAAAAUUAUCUAAAAGUUAUUUUGAAUGUACUACUCAUGUAGAGUUUGAUGUCCGCAAUGAUAAUUUAGACAAGAACUUUGAACAACUAAUGCAGUGUCUCAAAGAUCUAACUUUGGAGAACAAUGAUGAAGCUCCAACCAUAAUAUCAUCACUCUACAUUUUGUACCAGGAGCUCAAAUGUGAUGGUCCAUGGAAUAAUGAUAAGACCAAUGAGUACUCAAAAAAACUGAACAUUACUUUUGAGGUGUUGGCCGCUGUUUCCCUGGAGCGUGUUAUUCAAAAAAGUACAUUCAAUGUACAAGAAAUAUUUGAUAAAUGCUUAGAAGAGCUAAACUGUAAAUUAACAUCUGAUGAUUUUAAGAAAUAUCCAGGCCUUAUCGAAGUUUAUUGCAAUCUAUUAGCAGAUGUGACGGAGUACAAUGUCAAACUGAAACCGGAAAAAAUAUUUCCAAUGUUGCUGCUAUUAAUUGAUGAUUAUAUACUUAUAAAUAAAAUGAAAGGAUUGGUGUGUUGCAUGAAGACUCUGGGAUGUAUGAAAAAACAAGACUUUGAUGGAGGGAAUUAUUAUGAAGUGCUUUAUAGAAGCCUCAAGAGAGUGUUUUUAGAGAAAGAUCUCAAUAUCACAGGAUCAACACAUAUAUGUCUUAUAGAAUUGUGUAACCUAUUUCCAGAUUAUAUAAAGUAUGACAAAAUGGAUAAUAUGUAUUCUGGGAUCCUACAACAGCUUAGUAUUGAAUCAAACAUAUACAGGAGAGCUGAAUGCUUGAAAUUCGCAAGAUAUUUACUAAGAACGCACGGAAUUAACUGCCUUAGUAGGGGCAGUUUGAGAACUAUUAUAUGUGACUGCUUGGAACUGUGCACAAACGAUACAGUCGCCAAUGUUAUUUUGAUGGACACUUUAGCGGUCCUCGAUGAAUGGACUACACAAUGCUGGUGUGUUUGGCAACUCUCUUCAGACCACAAAAUAAUUUCUACGCUAUUGAAAGUUCUAUACACCUGCAAGGAACAAAAGUUUGCUGCACACAUUCAAAGGCUUAUUAUAAUUCUCAUUUGUCUGAAUAAUGAAAAUGAAAGAAAACAACUUAUGGCAUGUUUAGAUAAAGCUGAUACUAUUUGUAAUGAUACUUUCAAGACGCGGAUAUUUGAAUUGAAAUAUUUAUAUUCGAAAAUACAAUUUUAAUAAGUCAUAAAAAUGUAGAAAAAAUAUAUAUUUAUUUGUAUUUAACAUAUUUAUAAGCCAUAAUAUUAUCAGUAAUUAGUCUCAGUGUAAGCCUUGCAUAAAAAGUUUCAAAUUCA